UUUAUCGACAUUAAAAUACUUUUAAAUGUAAAAUAGUUAUAUACUUUAAUUUGUUUAUGAAUGAAUGGUUUCAAAACUCUGCAAGUUUUUGUUUUUGGGGAUGGCUUCUACAUUCACAGCCACUGGAAGUGUUUUAUUUGCAUUCACUCUUGCUAUUGAUUCAUGGAGAACAAAAGAUGUUUAUGAUAAAAACCAAAGCCUAUCCGUUUUGAGUAUUACCCAAGGCAUACUUCACGAAUGUGUCAACAAUGGAACCCGCUUAAAUACGUGCAAAUCAUGGAAAACAGUGGAUGAUCUCAUAGAAUUCCAGGAACUCCUAUUUUCAUUAAUUAUAUCUGCUGCUAUUUGCGGUGGCUUAAGUUUACUUAUUUCGUUCGUUGCGACAACGUCACUAACACCAAAAUUUGUAGCUCCUGUUACGGCUUUGGAAUUUGUUUCAAGUCUUAUCGGCACGACAAUGACAAUAUUCUAUAAUCUAAUAUAUAAAAUAGAACCUUGGUCACUCGGUCCAUCAUACUUUAUUUUGGUUGUAGCAACAUCUUUUAUGAUUUGUGGGCUAGUUAUUCAUUUUUUUAUAGGAGACGUUAAGUUGUUUGGAAAGAAGUUUUGCGUUGAUUCGCCUUUUACAUAUCGCUACACAAAGACAGAAAAUGGCGAGAUGUUGGGGGUCAUUUAAAAAAUAAGAUACAUAGGAGGUUCGACUAGGAACAAUGAGGUGCUAAAAGGUUGCUUCUAUCAAAUAUUUGAUUAUAGCAACUUAUAAGUUACGAAACCGCCGAUCAAAAAAAUAAAUUUAUAAUUUUAAAUUUGAUUACAAUUGUUGUAAAUAUAAAAGAUAAUGACGUAAAUCA
This is a messenger RNA of Hydra vulgaris (swiftwater hydra), 851 nucleotides long. RefSeq lists its product as uncharacterized. The record is from RefSeq and is a predicted model, not a curated record. NCBI's taxonomy places the organism in Eukaryota, Metazoa, Cnidaria, Hydrozoa, Anthoathecata, Hydridae.